GCGGCCCGUCCAAUGGGAGGGCGGUGCCGGCGCAUGAUGCAACCGCUGCGGCGCCGCGUGCAGGAGCCGGGCAAGAUGGCGGCGACGUUGGGAGAGAUGUAUGUUUCUGAACGAGAGGGGAAUGAUUCUGCUGGCAAUGGAACAAAAGAGAAGCCUUUCAAAACUGCUUUAAAGGCUUUGAUGACAGUAGAAAAGGAGCCAUUUCCUACUAUUUACGUGGACUCUCAAAAAGAAAAUGAGAGGUGGGAUGUUAUCUCAAAAUCACAAAUGAAGAAUGUAAAGAAGUUGUGGCACCGAGAACAGAUGAAGAAUGAAACUAAAGAAAAAAGAGAGGCAGAAGACCUCUUACGACGAGAAAAAAACCUGGAGGAAGCUAAGAAGAUCAUCAUCAAGAAAGAUCCCAGUCUUCUGGAGCCCAAAUGUGUGAAGAUUCGUGAUCUGGAAGCACACAGAGGCCAACGAGUAAAGGUUUUUGGCUGGGUUCACAGGUUACGUAGACAAGGAAAAACGUUGAUGUUUCUGGUGUUAAGGGAUGGCACAGGGUUUCUUCAGUGUGUUCUCUCUGAUGAGUUGUGUCAGUGUUACAAUGGAUUGAUCCUCUCAACAGAGAGCAGUGUUGUAGUGUAUGGGAUGUUAAACCUUGUUCCUGAAGGCAAGCAGGCUCCAGGAGGCCAUGAGUUGAGUUGUGACUAUUGGGAGCUGAUUGGUCUGGCUCCAGCAGGAGGAGCCGACAACCUAAUCAAUGAGGAGUCUGAGGUAGAUGUGCAGCUUAACAACAGGCAUAUGAUGCUCCGAGGCGAGAACAUGGCCAAGAUCUUUAAGGUGCGCUCCGUAGUUAUGCAGUGCUUCAGGGAUCACUUCUUUGACAAUGGCUACUACGAGGUCACACCACCAACUUUAGUGCAAACACAGGUUGAAGGAGGCUCCACACUAUUCAAACUGGAUUAUUUUGGUGAAGAGGCCUUCUUGACACAGUCAUCCCAGCUGUAUCUGGAGACCUGCAUCCCUGCAUUAGGAGACACUUUUUGUAUUGCCCAGUCAUACAGAGCUGAGCAGUCCAGGACACGCAGGCACCUGGCAGAAUAUACUCACAUUGAAGCUGAAUGCCCUUUCAUAACCUUUGAAGACCUGUUGGAUCGUCUGGAGAAUCUGGUUUGUGAUGUAGUGGACAGAGUCUUGAAAUCACCUGUGUCAGCCGCCUUGUAUGAGCUAAACCCGAGCUUCCAGCCCCCUAAACGCCCUUUCAAACGAAUGAACUAUACAGAUGCCAUCGUUUGGCUAAAGGAACAUGAUGUGAAGAAGGAAGAUGGCACGUACUAUGAAUUUGGAGAAGAUAUCCCAGAAGCUCCUGAGAGACAGAUGACAGACACCAUUAAUGAGCCAAUCUUGCUGUGCCGAUUUCCUGCUGAGAUAAAGUCCUUUUACAUGCAGCGUUGUCCUGAGGAUUCCCGGCUUACUGAAUCUGUUGAUGUGUUGAUGCCUAAUGUUGGUGAGAUUGUUGGAGGCUCAAUGCGUACCUGGGACAGUGAUGAGCUUUUAGAGGGUUAUAAAAGGGAAGGCAUUGAUCACACACCAUACUACUGGUACACAGAUCAGCGUAAAUAUGGCACAUGCCCUCAUGGUGGGUACGGCCUGGGCUUGGAGCGAUUCUUAACAUGGAUUCUGAAUAGAUACCACAUCCGUGACGUAUGCCUGUACCCGCGCUUUGUACAGCGCUGCAAACCAUAGCUGCAAUGCUCUGUCGGACAGCUUCAUCAUGAAAUCAACCUUUAAAAUCCUAUGCUUGGAAAAGAUCAGUGCACUCUGUCAUCCUCCAGUCCAUCUGAGAGCUACAGUUGCUUGUUAAUAAAGUUGUGCAGUAGCAUCAUUCUACUGAAACAAAGUUCUAAUCUAGCAGCUGGAAAGGGAAUACCCUGAUUGGUUGUAAGGGAACACUAGCACUUUAAAAUACAAGUCUAGAAAAAUUCCAGUUUGCUGUCUUAAAUUCCCAUCAGAUUUAGCAUUUAGUUCAUGAUAGCAGGGAUUUUGUGUUAGAAUGGUGUUUGAAACAUGCAAUUUUCAGGACUUAAAACUUCUGUGAUUUUAACAUUUAACCUGUCUUACUUAGCAAACUUUCAGGGCCUUAGACUUUCUUUAAAAACACCUGGCCUUACUUCUCCUUGUUUGUGAUUUGUUUUAGUUACAUUAAAUGUAUAAAAAUAUUUGCAAUGUUUAGCAACUGGCAGUGUUCAUUUUAAACUUUAUGUUGGAAGACAUCAUGUAAACUAUAAAGAAACACAGAUGUUAGAGUAGUUGUUCCCAAUCCUUUGCUUCUUACCCAAGGAAAAUUCUUGUUGGAGUUGAUGAGAAUUUUUCCUCUCCAAGAAUAGGAUUCAGCAGAGAAUCCUAAUAAAAAGAGCUCCACUUCCUUUUGGUAUAGUAGAUUAAUCAGGAAUUAUAGCUGCCCCAAUUCUGCAAAGUGCAGAGUACUGUUCAUUGCUGCCACUGUCUGUCAGAUGAAUAGUCUGCAUCUUGCAGGUCUGAGCCCAUGGUCAGCAUCAGUCACCACUGUACAAUCCUUGCGCUGAAAUAGUGCAGGGUGGAUGCGUUUUCAAAUUCCUCUAAUGGACACAUGCCUGGUCCCAUUGUCUUUAAUCGGUCACUGCUGCUUGAUGCAAAGGAAGGAAACUUAAUUUUAAAGAUCAUUAAAUUAUUGUGUACUUUUGAAAUGAAUGUAUUUGGUUUUAAGCCAACAGUUAUAUGUACAAGAAUGUUAAUUUCAGCAGUGCGCUUCGAUAGUUUACAUGAUAACGGGCUCUCCUAGUGCAGUAGUUUCUUGCCUCCCAAAUGGCUCUGUACUGAGCAAAGUACGUAUGAGAGGCUUAGUGUACUGUUCUUCAUUUUGGCAGGUUCCCCCUGAUCAUAAUCAAGUUAUCAAAUCUUAUUUAAUAAUUUAAAUGUCAAGUGUGAAACCAUCAGAAUGCUUUUUAGCCAUAAAUAAAGUCAGCCUUGCUGGAACAAAUGGGUGGGUACAUCAUUUGAUACCUGCCUUGGGACCUAGUCUGGACUUUAAAUUUACACUGUAUUUGUCAAACAGUUUUGCUACAGAAAUGUUUAGUCAAGCUUUUCUACCCCCUGUUAGAAUCUUGCAUGUUACAAACAAACUGAUUUAAUUUGGCAAUCAAUAAAUUCAUGGCAACAUAGAAA
This is a messenger RNA of Alligator mississippiensis (American alligator), 3186 nucleotides long. RefSeq names its product asparaginyl-tRNA synthetase 1 (gene NARS1). Gene Ontology annotation, cellular component: cytoplasm. Lineage: Eukaryota; Metazoa; Chordata; Crocodylia; Alligatoridae. The transcript is spliced from 15 exons. Bases 13 to 1728 code for a protein of 571 amino acids. The record is from RefSeq and is a predicted model, not a curated record. Gene Ontology annotation, biological process: asparaginyl-tRNA aminoacylation. Gene Ontology annotation, molecular function: nucleic acid binding; ATP binding; asparagine-tRNA ligase activity.